Molecule: messenger RNA, 2009 nt
Organism: Sarcophilus harrisii (Tasmanian devil)
Lineage: Eukaryota; Metazoa; Chordata; Mammalia; Dasyuromorphia; Dasyuridae
Gene: RAB34
Product: RAB34, member RAS oncogene family
Exons: 11
Coding region: 448-1230 (260 amino acids)
Biological process (GO): endocytosis; phagosome-lysosome fusion
Molecular function (GO): GTPase activity; GTP binding
Source: RefSeq, a predicted model, not a curated record
AGAUAAGGGUGGGGGGUAAGAUACGGAGAAGGGGGUUCCCUAAUGAGCACCCGCACACGCACACGCGCACAUCAAGGGUCGUGGUGGCUCUUGGCUCGUAUCAUCGGCCCUGAGUCUCGGGAUUCAGGGUCAGGGGACUGACCGUACCCCCCUCUCCCCCCCAGCCCCCCGCAAAGGGCUGGGGGGGGAGGGGAGAGACGUCUGGCAGACUGUGACUCACAACCCCGGGAGUUGGAGAAGGAGGCGCCGCCCCUCGGCUCUGUGCCCCCCUCUCUCUCCUCCCUCCUUUCCUCCCUCUCUCCCUCUCUUUCCUUUCCUCCCUUUUCUCUGUCCCCUCCUCCCCUCCCGACCCGCCUGUGCGGAGAACUUUGUCCAGCCUCCUCCUCCCAAACGAUCCCGGCCUGGUCCGUGGGGGCGCUGAGGAGUCUGCAGCUGCGGGGAGACAGCAUGAACAUCCUGGCUCCAGUGCGCAGGGACCGGGUGCUGGCCGAGCUGCCCCAGUGCCUGAGGAAGGAGGCCGCCCUCCACUCCAACAGAACCUUCCACCCUCGAGUCAGCAACGCGUGCCAGGAGCAGAGGACGGGCACCGUGGGUAGGUUUAAGAUCUCCAAGGUCAUCGUUGUGGGGGACCUGUCUGUGGGGAAGACCUGCCUCAUUAACAGGUUCUGCAAAGACACUUUUGACAAGAAUUACAAGGCCACCAUUGGGGUGGACUUUGAGAUGGAGAGGUUCGAGGUGCUGGGAGUCCCCUUCAGCCUGCAGCUCUGGGACACGGCCGGGCAGGAGAGGUUCAAAUGCAUUGCGUCGACUUACUACCGCGGAGCCCAAGCUAUCAUCAUUGUGUUCAACCUGAGCGACGUGGCUUCCCUGGAGCACACCAGACAGUGGCUGGCCGAUGCUCUGAAGGAGAACGACCCCUCCAAUGUGCUGCUGUUCCUUGUGGGCUCCAAGAAGGACUUGAGCACUCCGGCUCAGUACGUGCUGAUGGAGAAGGAUGCUGUCAAGAUGGCCCAGGAGAUGAAGGCCGAGUACUGGGCGGUCUCGUCUCUCACAGGUGAGAACGUGCGUGAGUUCUUCUUCCGUGUGGCAGCGCUAACUUUCGAAGCCAACGUGCUGGCUGAACUUGAGAAGACGGAUGCCCGGCGUAUAGGCGACAUCAUCCGGAUCAACAGCAACGACAGCAACCUCUACCUGACAACCAGUAAGAAGAAACCCAAGUGCUGUCAGUGAGCAUGCCCCUGGAUGCUGGCACUGCCCGCCGUGCCCGUGGACACUCUCCCGGUGUCGAGUCCACAAAUAUUUGCACUGAACUGUUCUUCCAGACCAAAGAGCUCUCCCAUCAAGGAAGCAGGAGCCCUGCCAGCCUGGUGCCCUUCUGCCCCCGGCACCACACCAAAACCUGUCCUCCGUGGGGACUCUGGGGAGGUGCCUGGCAUGGCGGGGCAGGAAAGGGACUGGAGGAUCCCCAGAGCUUUGCUCUGCCUUCUGGGCACCAGUGGGCAUGGGCACUCCCUGCUGCCCCCUUGCCCCAUCACACUGUGCCUUAUACUUGCAUGGGGUCUCCGAGGGAAGGGGCGAAUCGCAGGAUCCUGAGACAGUGGCAUUUUAGUUCUAGGGGAUCCUAGGGAUAGGGGAGAGUUGCCUGAGGUCAUGGGACAGCCGCCCGAGGUUCGUGCCCUGACCUUGGUCUCGAGAGCCCCGAGCAGGUGCCCCGGGACGCUCUGGGAAGCCCCCUCGGUGCUGGCUGGAGUGGCGUGGGGGGCGAUGGAGGGGAGCAGCUUUCGGGAUCUCCCACCAGCAUCCCCCAAGCUGGAGCAGGCCGCCGUCCAUAAGGCUGGAUAUUGAUCCCUGAGAAUCUCUUCUCGCGUCCAUUACUCCGCCACUGGGGACUAUUCCUUUGGGUUAAACUUUGUGCUCUCCCUGCUUUUCAAAAAUUAUCCUCUUAAGGCAGUGGCUCUCAAGCUUUUGUUUUCAGUAUCUUUAUCCUAUUAAAAAUGAUUGAGAAUCUC